Molecule: messenger RNA, 372 nt
Organism: Rotaria sp. Silwood2
Lineage: Eukaryota; Metazoa; Rotifera; Eurotatoria; Philodinida; Philodinidae
Source: the annotation of a GenBank genome assembly
AUGAAACGACGUGUAACGCCCAUUAAUUUUGAUUCAACAGAACCCAAUAAAAUUUUUUCGCAUCUGCAACGAAUCGACUCACAGCUGACAUGUAUGCUAUUUCUGCAAUCCCUCACUGCCGUUAUUGCGUAUAUUCCUUAUGGAGCUGCAGUUCUUUAUUUCAACAUCACUAGCAAGUGGACUAAAUCAACAACACGACAGGCUUGGGAACAAGUAAUUGCUAACAUCAUCCGUUUAUGUUCUUAUCUGUUUGCUGCGACUGGUUUUUAUGUAUCAAUGGUUUCGAAUCGUGGAUUUCGCGAACAAUUUAUGCGUUCAUUUGGAAUAAAACGAGCCGUUCGUCCACCAAGUAGAAUCAGAAAUCAUUGUUAG